Cinara cedri is the source of this 910-nucleotide messenger RNA. The record is from the annotation of a GenBank genome assembly. Lineage: Eukaryota; Metazoa; Arthropoda; Insecta; Hemiptera; Aphididae.
AUGAAGGGGAAAUCACCAGGUCCGAAAUAUGGUGCGCCGACCACUGUGGGUUACGUGCUGGCCGAUCCGAGAAUUAUUACGGCGCCGGCCUACUCGUUGGGAAAACGGCUGGAUGCGGGUAGUCAUUCUGGGCGUCGCGUGCCCGGGCCGAAGUACGACGUUUCCAACAUUACCCGCCACGGCCGGGUCAGUGAAGGGGCUAACGGAGCAAUAAUAGUAUCCAAGAUUCCAGAGCGUUCGAAUCGUAUACCCGGCCCGGCCACGUACAACACUGGACCCUGUAUGCCAGUCACAAAGCCGGCGAUGCCGAUGUAUUCCAUGGGGUGAGUUUAAGUUUAAACAUAUUUUAUAACAAUGUGUCGUUAUUAUUAUUUUUACGUCCGACGACGAUGACCAUAAAUGUUAUCAAAUAUCCACCAGCAGCAAUAAAUUAUCAAUAAAUAAUCGACGUUUAAAUUAUCGUUUAUCGCGUGCGACGAACGCUCGGCGGUUGUACAGGGUCAAGCUGGCCUCGCGGAAAAAAUCGGGUUCGAUACCGGCGCCGAACGCGUAUAGCAAGGCCUCGACAUUAGGGAACCAGGCGGUCGAUGUAUCGUCGGCGCCGAUGUACACGAUCCUGGGAAAACGUGUGGAACCGCAGGGUGGCGGUGGAAAGAGGAUACCCGGGCCGAACAAAUAUCCGGCCGUCCAAUUGGAAUUGUUCAAGUCUCCCGCCAUGCCGAGGCCCGUCAUUUUGGGCCCGUGGUCCGGCUGCAGAGGAAAACGCACGCCUGCGCCCAACGCGUAUUUCCCGGGCCCGUCGUCGUCACGAUACGCCUCCGCGCCCCAGUACUCCAUGGCCGCUCGGAUAGCCGAGCAGUCCCAACCGUUUUACACGGCCGUGGACAAGGUGCCCGACUGGGGUACAUAA